Messenger RNA from Cylindrotheca closterium, 1119 nucleotides. The record is from the annotation of a GenBank genome assembly. NCBI's taxonomy places the organism in Eukaryota, Bacillariophyta, Bacillariophyceae, Bacillariales, Bacillariaceae.
AUGCUAGCGAUCGUUUACGUGCAUGUUUUCGCACACAAUUCAAUUAAUUUUCAGGCAACAAGGUUUUACGUCUUUUCCUUUGUCAUCACCGCCACCAGCAAAUUGUUCAACGUGACUAGUGACGUGUACAAAUUCACAAGCCUACACGUCAUCGACAACACAGGACAAGCGAUCGCUACAGGACCGGGACCAGGACUUCCAGCCCCAUUUAGAGCCGCCGCCACAUACUUCAGAAUCGAGCUCCGAUUGGUCCCACGGCUCUGUUCCCUACGAACUGACAUUGGAAUCAACCCAACAAAGUUCCCGCCAUCUUCCAAUAGAGCUGUCUACGUUCCAGUGCCAAGAGUCCAGAACCAGAUGGACGUAUCCAUCACUCGCCAAAUGAUAAUGGACCAAGCACAUCACAAGGAAAUCAUCGCAGCAAUGGCAGCAUUGGGAGAAGAGUUCUCGAUGAGGGCCGCGACCAGAGACGGAGAACCUGAUAACGAAGCCUACGAAAAGUGGUCCAAGCAACAGAUUGCAAAGACCCAAUUCCAAGCGCUAGAACAAGCACUCACGGCCACCUACGUCGGACUACAACAAGGAAUGGAGACGCCAAACCAACAACUGGCAAAGCUCAACAUGAUCCGAUACAAAGGAGGCACGAUGAUGUACGACAGCGUGGCUACUUUAUUUGGCAGAAUUGCCACGAUUCUAAAUGGGUUAAACCACGAGAAUCCCCCGCCAACCAACCUAUCAGACUUGGCAGGAGUAGCGUUCCAAGCCUUCACACAAGAAAUCAAGGACGUUGUGGCUGAACACCUAGAGACAGGAGCAGCAGGACCACUACUUAUGGACUACCCCAGCAACCUGUCUCGAAUGCACCGCCUACGCGAACGAGCAGAGAAAGAAAAGAAGCGAAUCAAGCAAAUUGUGGGAAUUGCAAACAGCACAGGACAAAUCAGACCCAACAGAAGCUACAUUCCAGGACAAUCUGCACCACCAAGACCAGGAGGAAGAGUCUUUGUUUUAUUCCACCAACCAGAAUUCCAAGGAUUCCGGGGAUGUCAAGGGUUCCAGGACGAUCGCUCCUUCCAAGCUCCAGAGAUCAAGACCGUGGAACCUUCCACACCGCAAUGA